UUUGAACCUGCUACCUCCAGCAUAUGGGGCCAGUGCCCUACUCCUUGAGGCGCAGGUGCCACCCUGCAUAAUUAUUCUUAAUUAGCUUUCAUAGUAACCAUAAAUGUUCUGAUCAAACAUUUUCCCAAGCUCACUUAAAGCAGCAUGCUUUCUUUGAACUUAGGUUUUAUGUCCGUCUUCCUCAGGGUCCCCUGUUGUUGCCUCCUUUUCAUGCCCCACCUGGUUGGGCUUUGUAUUGCUUCCACUCCCAGGAUCUUAUGCUGCCUGCAGUCCUACAUUUUUACCGCACCCUGGACUCUGGCUUUUAUUUUGAUUCAUGCUCUCAAAUGUGUCUUCAAGCAAAUUCUGUUAGAAACUCUGAACUUCACACAUUGACAGCCUCCAUCCAGGAAUCCCUACUCAGUUAUACAAUCAUUCUAACUUUUCUUGGUCAUCUAGAGCUUUCUAAUUAGAUUUUACAUUUAUCUUAAGUAACUAUUCCUUGUACUUAGAAGAAAAACAUUAUGUAAGUCAAAGUUGUAUUCUAGAAUUGAAUACUUGGAAGCACAGAUUUUCACGCAUGCCUCACACGAGGAGGAGGUACACAGCACUUCUUAACUGGGGCCUACAGCUUUAUGCUAAAAGGAAAAUUUUGGUGGACUUGUCAAAGGCUUUUGAAUCAUUUAGGGUUCAAAUUGACAAAUUUUUUUGUAUUUCUGGCAGAUAUUUUAGAACUUUUUUUUUUUUUUUGAAACAAGUCUCACUCUGUUGUUUAAGCUGGAGUACAUCCAACCUAUAGAUCACAGCAACCGCAAACCCCUGGGCUCAGCAAUCCUCCUGCCUCAGCCUCUUGAGAACUGCGACUAUAGGUGCCCUCUUCCACACCCCGCUAAUUAUUCUAUUUUUGUGGAAAUGGGGUCUUGCUAUGUAACUCAGACUGGUCUUGAAUUUCUGGCCUUAAGUAAUCCUCCUGCCUCAGUCUCCUAAAGUGCUAGGAGUAUAGGUAUGAGCUACACCUGUAGUACCCCGGCAGAAGUAGGUUUUUUUUUUUUUUUUUUUUGUCUGAUUGUUUUUUUAACGCUGAGUCUCACUAUGUCACCCUCGGUAGAGUGCUGUGGCAUCACAGUUCAUGGCCACCUCAAACUCUUGGGCUUAAGUGAUUCUCUUGCCUCAGCCUCCCGAGUAGCUGGGACUACCGGCACCCGCCACAACGCCCGGCUAUUUUUUGUUGCAGUUGUCAUUGUUGUUUUAGCUGGCCUGGGCCAAGUUCAAACCUGCCAGCCUCACUGUAUGUGGCUGGCGCCAUAACCACGGAGCCACGGGCGCCAAGCCAAGAAGUAGUCUUUGAGGGAUCAUAUAUCCUAACAUUUUUCAAGGACUUCAUUGGAUAGUUUUCUGUCACUCUUGAAGCUAAGAAUCAAGGAAAUUCGAGGGACUUUGCUUCAUUCAUAUCUUAGGCAAGUAAUGUGACUCCCAAAGAAAUUUCUAAAAUUCACCACUCAGUGAUGAUCAGGAAUCAGUGUCUUUCAUAGCUAGCUAUUUACUUCAAGAUUUAGCAAAGAAUUUUUUCUUUUGGUAGGAAAACAUCUCUGAAAAAUAUGAUUUAAGAGGUUGUAAAGAGUUUCUCUUUUUUAAGAAAAGCAUCUUUGGGGGCGGUGCCUGUGGCUUAGUGAGUAGAGCGCCGGCCUCAUAUAUUGAGGGUAGUAGGUUCGAACCCAGCCCCGGCCAAACUGAAACAAGAAAUAGCCAGGUAUUGUGGCGGGCACCUAUAGUCCCAGCUACUCGGGUGGCUGAGACAAGAGAAUCGCCUAAGUCCAGGAGUUGGAGGUUGCUGUGAGCUGUGAUCCACAGUACUCUACCGAGGGCGAUAAAGUGAGACUCUGUUUCUACAAAAAAAAAAAAAAAAUUUUUUUGGGCUGUGCCUGUGGCUCAAAGGAGGAGGGUGCCAGCCCCAUAUGCCGGAGGUGGCAGGUUUAAACCCAGCCCUGGCCAAAAACUGAAAAAAAAAUAAUAAUAAUAAAUUAAAAAUUAAGAAAGAAAAAUGGGUGGCGCCUGUGGCUCAAAGGAGUAGGGUGCUGGCCCCAUAUGCCAGAGGUGGUGGGUUCAAACCCACCCCUUGCUAAAAACUGCAAAAAAAAAAAAGAAAGAAAGGAAAAGCAUCCUUGGGCCAGGUGCCAUGGCUCGUGCCUAUAAUCCUAGCACUUUGAGAGGCCGAGGCAGGUAGAUUGCCUGACUUCAGGAGUUUCAGACCAAUCUGAGUAAAAGCGAAAUGUCAUCUCUAAAAACUAGCCAGGGGUUGUGGUGGGUGCCUAAUAGGUCCCAGCUACUGGAGAAGCCCAGGCAAGAAGAUGACUUGAGGGCGGCGGCCCCAUAUACCAAGACUGGCAAGUUCGAACCCGGCCUGGGCCUGCUGAACAACAAUGACAACUGCAACCAAAAAAUAGCCAGGCAUUGCAGCAGGCACCUGUAGUCCCAGCUACCUGGGAAGGCGAGGCAAGAAAAUCACAUAAGCCCAAGAGUAUGAGUUUGCUGUGAGCUGUGAUGCUACGGCACUCUACCCAGGAGUAAGACUCUGCCUCAAAAGAAAAAAAAAAAGAAGAUGACCUGAGCCCAAGAGUUUGAAGUUGCUAUGAGCUAUGAUGCCACGGCACUCUACCAAAGGCAACAAAAUGAGACUCUGUCUGAAAAAAAAAAAAAAAAAAACAGAAAAGAAAAAGAGAAGCAUUUCUAAAACCUGUAUAGAAUGGUUCUCCUAUUAAUAAUGGCAACACCUUCAUUAUUUUUUCUGAUUACAAAACUACUUCAUCUCCACAAAAAAGGUCUGUGUUGUACGUAGUGUAGAAACUGAAAGCUGCCCUAUAAAUUUCUCAUUCCAGAGAAAACAGUUUCACGUAUAGCUCUUAAGAGUACUUAAUUGUUGGUUUUUAAAGACAUUACUAUAGCUACUGAUUUUGUAACCUGUUUCCCCUUCUCCAUCCCUACUUAAAUGUUUUGUUCAUCUUUCCAUUAAUGCCUUACUGAUUAUAAUGGCUGCCCGUAACUUCAUCAAGUAGUUGUACUCUGUUAAGUUUUACUAGUACUCUGCUAAUAGUUAAGGUCAUUUUACCAGUUUUACUAGUAUUCUGCUAAUAGUUUAGGUUGUUUCAAGAUGAUGAGCAAAGCUGUGUUGAACAUCCUCAUACACAGUAUAUUGUGUUCCAGUAGGUUAAAAAAUAUCUUUACUAGUGUCUUCCCUAUAUUCAUUUAAGGACAAAGUACUUUUUUUUUUUUUUUUGGCCGGGGCUGGGUUUGAACCCACCACCUCUGGCAUAUGGGACCGGCACCCUACUCCUUGAGCCACAGGCGCCGCCCUAAAAGUACUUUUUUCUUAUUGUUGCUUGGUUUAAUUUGGUUAAUUUGGGAUUUUGUUUCUUUUUUUUUUAUUAUUGUUAAAUCAUAGCUGUGUACAUUAGUGCAAUCAAGGGGUACAAUGUGCUGGUUUCAUAUACAAUCUGAAAUAUUCUCAUCAAACUGUUCAACGUAGCCUUCAUGGUAUUUUCUUGGUUAUUGUAUGUAGACAUUUGUAUUCUGCCUUUAGUAAGUUUCACCUGUACCCAUUCUAAGAUGCACCGUAGGUGUGGCCCCACCCAUUACCCUCCUUCCACCCUAACCUCCUCCCUCCCUUCCCCUUCCUUGGCCCUUUCCUCAUAGUCUUGUGCUAUAGUUGGGUUAUAGCCUUCAUGUGAAAGCUAUAAUUUAGCUUCAUAAUAGGGCUAAGUACAUUGGAUACUUUUUCUUCCAUUCCUGAGAUACUCUGCUAAGAAGAAUAUGUUCCAGCUCCAUCCAUGUAAACAUGAAAGAGGGCCCGGGACAGCCAAGAUAGAAACAUCUGCUGCUGGGCAGUUCAGCAAGUCUUUCUCGUUUUCUCCAUCGGGGACAGUUGGCUUUAAUUUUGGAAUAAUCACACCAACACCAUCUUCUAAUUUCACUGCCACACAAGGGGCAACUCCCUCCACUAAGGAGUCAAACCAGCUCGACACAUUCUCAUUUGGUGGGGGAGGCAAACCUUUUUAUGAGACUGUUCCUGAAAGCUCUCCUCCUGGAAUCAUAGCAACACCCAUCCUCACAGGAGCUGCCACUACAUCUCCAGGAGAGACCUCUCCGUCCGGCAGCAGACCUGUGGCACCUUCUGGAAUUGCUCUUUCUACCACCUCUAGCAAGUUGGAAACUCCACCAUCGAAGUUGGGAGAGCUUCUGUUUUCAAAUUCUUUGGCUGGAGAAACUCUAGGAAGUUUCUCAGGACUACGGGUUGGCCAAGCAGAAGAUGCUGCAAAGCCAGCUAGUAAGACUUCAUCCACAAGCCUAACUAGUGCCCAGCCUACCAAGACGUCAAACGUGCCCUCAGGGUUUAGUUUUAGUGGCCCUGCAGCAUUAGGGAAGCAUGUGGAGCCCUCUGUGACCUCUUCUGUCACCACCACCACCACAGUAGCAUCACCAACAGUUGUGAGCCCGAGCACCAGCAGUUCCUCGGCUGGUGUUUUUAGCAGUCUACCACUCACCAAUGCAGGGCCCUCUGGGGCAGUCAGUCUUGGUGGGACAUCUCUAAGUGGUGGCAAGACUAGUUUUUCAUUUGGAAGCCAACAGGCCAGCAGCGUAGUGCCAUCUACCCCACCGUCAGCUACAGCUGCCAGCGGCACUCCACUUCCAACAUCAUUCCCCACCUUGUCAUUCGGUAGCCUCCUGACUUCAACAUCUGUCCCCUCCCUGCCUGUGUCCUCUGGUAAAAGCACAGAGGCAGCUGCGUCAUCGGCUUUGCCCGAGAAGCCAGGCGGCAGUGAGGGCUCAGUGUCAGCAACCUCACUCCCAGGGCAGCAGCCAUCAGCCCAGCCUCCCCAGGCUCCACUGCAAACUUCGGACUCUGUUAAGAAAGAACCCGGUCCUGUCCACCCCACAGUCAGCACUGCAAGCACCGCAGCAGCUAGUGCCAGUCUCGCAGCACCUUCUGCAGAGUCCAUGCCAGCAGCCACGGUGGGCCCUGAUGGCAGGGUGGAGGCAGCAUCUCCUGUUUCCACCUUCUCGGUGCCUGGACAGGCAGCUGUCUCAGCUCCUGCUGUCUCGAGUCCAGGCCCUGUGACCAUCGAAACAUCAAGUGCCCCCACAACCUCUAGCACUGCUUCCAGCAUUGCUCCCAGCCCAGCUACAGAGGCAGCAGUGUUUGGGGCUGUCACUUCUGGCUCGUCAGUCUUUACUCAGCCCCCUGCUGUGAGUUCAAGCUCAGCCUUCAGCCAGCUCACCACCAACACAGCCACUGCCCCCUCUGCCACCCCUGUGUUUGGGCAGGUGGCAGCCAGCACUGCACCCAGCGUGUUUGGGCAGCAGACAGCCAGUGCAGCCAGCACGACAGCCUCCACGCCACAGGUCAGCAGCUCAGCGUUUGGCAGUCCAGCUUUUGGUGCCUCAGCCUCAGGAGUCUUUGGACAGACGACCUUUGGGCAGGCCCCGGCCUUCGGGCAGUCGACAAGCAGCCCCGCGGGUGGCUUCUCCUUCAGUCAGCCUGGGUUCAGUUCCGUGCCUGCCUUCGGCCAGUCUGUUUCUUCCACCACCACAUCCACCAGUGGGAAUGUCUUCGGUGCCUCUUCAAGUGCCAGCAGCUCUAGCUCCUUCACAUUUGGACAGUCCUCUACCAAUGCAGGAGGGGGGCUGUUUGGCCAAACAAGCCCUCCUGCUUUUGGUCAGAGUCCCGGCUUUGGGCAGGGAGGCUCUGUGUUUGGUGGAGCCUCAGCCGCCACCACCACUGCAGCGUCCUCCGGGUUUAGCUUUUGUCAAGCUUCAGGUUUUGGGUCCAGUAAUACUGGUUCUGUGUUUGGUCAAGCAGCCAGUACUGGAGGAACAGUCUUUGGCCAGCAGUCAUCCUCUUCCAGUGGCAGCGUGUUUGGGCCUGGAAAUACUGGAAGAGGGGGAGGUUUCUUCAGUGGCCUUGGAGGGAAACCCAGCCAGGAUGCAGCCAACAAAAACCCAUUCAGCUCAGCCAGCGGGGGCUUUGGAUCUGCAGCCACCCCAAAUACCUCUAACCUCUUUGGAAACAGUGGGGCCAAGACAUUUGGUGGAUUUGCCAGCUCAUCAUUUGGAGAGCAGAAACCCACCGGCACGUUCAGCUCUGGAGGAGGAAGUGUGGCAUCCCAAGGCUUCGGGUUUUCUUCCCCAAAUAAAACAGGUGGCUUCGGUGCUGCUCCAGUGUUUGGCAGCCCUCCUACUUUUGGGGGAUCCCCUGGGUUUGGAGGGGUGCCAGCAUUCGGUUCAGCCCCAGCCUUUACAAGCCCUCUGGGCUCGACGGGAGGCAAAGUGUUCGGAGAGGGGACUGCAGCCGCCAGCGCAGGAGGGUUCGGGUUCGGGAGCAGCGGCAACACCACGUCCUUUGGCACCCUCGCGAGUCAGAACGCCCCCACUUUUGGGUCAUUGUCCCAGCAGACUUCUGGUUUUGGGACCCAAGGUGGUGGCUUCUCUAGUUUUGGAUCAGGCACGGGAGGAUUCAGCUUUGGAUCAAAUAACUCGUCAGUCCAGGGCUUUGGUGGCUGGAGAAGCUGAGUGGGUACCGGCCCUCCUCCUGUUCCUGGGAGAACUGCUUCACCAGCUGACACCAGAGCAGCCUGUUAAAAUGGACGUUGUGAUUGAAAUGCACAGAAAGAAACAACAGAGACUAAAACUCAAGGGACGUUUACUUGCCUGUUUUGUUUUGUUUCGUAUUUCAUGUUGGGUUUCCUUCCACCCCCCACUAUUAAACUGUUUGGUCUGUUUCCAUAUAGAACGUAGUUGGGCUUUUUCAGAUCACAGCCAAGAUAGAAGUUUCCCCAUUUCUGUGGCUCAGAGAAACCAGCAGAGCCUCUGUUAGCCAACAGUGUGUCUUCAAGGGUGGCAUCAGAAGUAGCCAGCAUAGGGUAUUGGUAAAAAAAAAAAAAAAGUGGGGGGCAUAGAACCAGCCCUGGUCUCGCAUGGGACCCAGAGCCCUCCACACAGGGAAGAGGCAGAGUGUCAGUGAGUCACCCCUCUUUAGUCAUAACUUGUCUUUUUCACUGUUGUACAUCAGGACCCCCAAAGGGCCACUCUGUGACUGGGCGAAGGCAAAGGCACUCCCUCUUGCAGGCACCAGUUGAAUUUUGGAAGGGGUAGUAGCACCUUGUAGUAUAGUCACGAUUAGCCAUGAGGCAGACCAGGAUGGCGUCACCUGAGUGCUCCGCAGUGUACUGCCCUCAGAAUGGCCUCAUCAGCUCAGCUCAAUGUCCUCACGGGUACUGUGUGUCCUGCCUUGAAGAGGAAGUGAACAGGGGAUUGAGAAGACAGCCUUUAUUUCUGGUGUGUGGCGGUGACACUGGUGGCCACCCCUGCCCACUGUUAGCCAUGGUGCAGAUAGCCCUUGGGUAGACCCAGGAGUGACAGAGAUACUGCUCUUGCCAGAUACCCCUGGCAGUUUGACGCUGGACUUGAUAGCAGUAUUUGCUAGCAUCACCCAGGGAUUGUAAUUUCAUCUUCAUUAAAGUGCUUAUUUCUCUUCACUGCACUAUCUUUCCAGCCUCGGCAUAUUUUUCAAACCAGGACCACCUCACAUCACAAGUAGGUGUAAUAAGAACCUACCUCUCAGGCUCAGACUUUGAUAGGGCCUUGGGCUUAGGUUGUUAAUGGGGAGCAUUGGAAAGGGACUGGUUUUUAGAGUUUUACAUAUUGGCAGGUUGCAUUUUAAAAUGUUUUAAUAAAAGUUUGACUUAU
Molecule: messenger RNA, 7719 nt
Organism: Nycticebus coucang (slow loris)
Lineage: Eukaryota; Metazoa; Chordata; Mammalia; Primates; Lorisidae
Gene: NUP214
Product: nucleoporin 214
Exons: 11
Coding region: 3787-6543 (918 amino acids)
Biological process (GO): protein import into nucleus; RNA export from nucleus
Cellular component (GO): nuclear pore
Molecular function (GO): protein binding; structural constituent of nuclear pore
Source: RefSeq, a predicted model, not a curated record